UCCGAGAUAUCGGGUUUCAAACAGGGCGUUUUUCGCAUUUUUUAAAAAAAAGGCGUGUUGCUCUGGGAACUGGGACUCAGGAACCUAAUUUGCAAGCACGCCGUCUUUCCUAAUAAAAACAUAUAUUUUCGCUGGUGGUAUCCUUUGCGUUUUUCAAAAUAAUGCCGGAACGGUGUGUUGUCUACGGUUGUAACAACACAGCUAAUUCGGAGAAAGGUAUAUCUUUAUACCGUAUACCUUAUUGGGACGAUAGCAGGCAAAUUGCGAGAGCCAGAAGAAAGAAAUGGGAGGACUUUAUUCGGCGGAAAAGAGACAAAUGGCUGCCAAGUGCUAGCUCAGUUGUGUGCUCUAAACACUUCGCGGAAGAGUGUUUUGAUUACGGUUCGAGCACUGUAGAGAAGUACAAGACCCCGAAGCUUAAGCGUGAUAAAAUUGGAGUAACUGCUGUGCCUUCUCUGCUGCCUGAAGCGACAUCUUUUGAUAGUGAACGCACCAUGCGCUUACAACGCCGAGGGAAGAGAGUACUUGAGGGACCCCCAACUGUGGAAGAUCCUCAGCCUUCUACGUCAACAAACAUUACAUUUCCGGAAAGAGUUUCAACUGGUGAGGAACCUGUACCUUCAAGUUCAACCUCAACGAAACGAAAAGAGCAUGGGGAAUGUAGCAAUUGCAAAGCUUUAUUGCUAAAAAAUAAGAGGCUUAAAAGUGACUGGCUAUCUGCAAAAAAUAAGCUGGAAGUUUGCAGAAGGCAAAUUGCAAGAAGUUCUGGAGAAGAUGCACAUCCUAGUACCAUGUCAACCACAGCAGGUGAUGAUGCACAUUGUAGCUCAGACAUUGGAAUACCUCCAUCAGAUGAUUUUGAUGAGCUAUUAAGCUCAGAUAUUGAAAUGCCUCCACCAUACUAA
This is a messenger RNA of Dendronephthya gigantea, 905 nucleotides long. Its product is annotated as THAP domain-containing protein 10-like. Lineage: Eukaryota; Metazoa; Cnidaria; Anthozoa; Malacalcyonacea; Nephtheidae. The transcript is spliced from 5 exons. The coding region runs from base 162 to 905 and encodes 247 amino acids. The record is from RefSeq and is a predicted model, not a curated record.